Symbiodinium natans is the source of this 1518-nucleotide messenger RNA. The record is from the annotation of a GenBank genome assembly. Lineage: Eukaryota; Dinophyceae; Suessiales; Symbiodiniaceae.
AUGUUGGAAGUCCGGCAGAAGAACUACGUGCUAGCCUGUCGGUUCUUCGUUCACGUCAACUUGCUGAACAUUUUGCUGGAAGUGGUCGGCAUGUCUCAGAAUCCGAGCAUGGUUGCCUCGGCGCGAGUGGCGAUGUUGGUGGCAGUCCACUUCUUUCAGUGGGCCGUUGCAACGGGAGCCUAUCAUCUGACGAAGCAGGAGGUCAGGCUGUUCUCCGCCGGCAUGUACCUGUCGUUCGUGGUCUUUGUGCUUGUGGCUCCUUCUGAAAUUGGCACAGCAUAUGGCCUGAUGAUACAAGGCUUCAAGAUCGUGAGCAGGCUGAUCAUGACCAGCAUCUUCAUCGACACAAGGCUGUCAUUCAUUUGCCAAUCCUUGAUUUCUAGUGCUUCUUUGAUCUCGGAGCUGAUGAUCCACGGCACUGGUCAACUUCCCUACAUGAUGGCGGUGUUCAUGGAGUUCCAGUACUUCGUGGCGUGUAUGACGCUGUCAGUUGUGCUGGAACUUCUCCUCCGCUCCCGCAUCCAAGCACUCUUGGACUCAGCGGAUGCUGAAACCCUGGUGUCCAGCUUCCGCCGUGUGCUCCGUGGGAUUUGCGAUGGAGAUGUCCUCCUUGCCGGCAACAUGACGAUUCACGGUGCUGGUGACUGCCUGCAAAACUUGCUUAUGAAUAGAGCGAAUCUACAUGGCAAGGCCUUUGACCAGCUGUUGCCAGCAGAUGAUCGUGAACCCUUUUCCAGCUUCAUCGAAGCCUCCACGAAAGCUGCUGCACAGCCGGAGGGGGCUGCAAACCCACCGACAUGCAUGCGCGUCACCCUUUGCGGUGCUUCCAACACGCGCGUGCGGGCCGACAUUUUUCAUGUCCCUGUGCCACAUCUUUUUGGCUCGGAUACUCCGUACCAUUUGUUGGCAAUCAGUGAGGACUCGGAGUCCCGAAAUGUUCCUGCAGAUUUUGCAGCCUUUGAAGCAGAGAAGAUCAACAGAGAUGUUGAGCGAAUGAGGUCCCGAGCCCGAGCGGCCUCGUCAAACUCGAGUUCGGCAAGCGGAAGUUCUGUCUGGCAGCCGCUACCGGAACUCUCGGGCAUGAUGUUGCUGGUCGACGGUUCCAGCCCUUUACUCGACAUCGAGCAAGCCCACCUCAGCUUUGAACGCCGGGCCGGUGAUGAGGAAGCCGAGUCGAGCAUGCCGAGUCUUCGAAAGUUUUGUCGGCCGACAGACUGGGAGUCCAUCCGGCGCAAGCUUGACAGGUUCGUGCAGUGCACCCUCCAGAAUGAGAAGGAGCACAGCGCACACUUAAAGAAGAUCUGCCUCAGAAUGCCGGAUGACCCGAGAAAGUUUGUGAAGGCGAAGCGUGUGCAACUCAGCGCCUUUCACUCACCGCAUCCGGCGCAGACAGAGACCUCUAUGCAACUGAAGGUCUGCCUCCAGCUCAGCGACUUCGUUCAAGACGAGUCUCGCCAACGUCAGCAUCCAGAACUCGUUGGCAUCCAAGAGUCACGUCUCGGACACGCAAGACUAUAG